AUGGCGGACGGUGAGAGGUCCCCGUUACUAGCAGAUCUUGGAGAUGGUGCUCUUGUCGGCGGUAACGGCGGAGUGUCACCAGGCUCGGCUCCCUAUGGUUUACCAGAUAAACCACAAAGUGAGUAUCCAUGGAUGUUCUCCUACCUAGCCAAAGCAAAGAUAGCUGACAAAGCAUCGGUCCCUAUGAUUUUCAGAUUGCUAAGAGCACGAAAGGUUGCUUUCUUGGUAUCUAGCUAUCUACAUGGAUAGUUAGUAUCUGGGGAGUAAAUCGUGGUUGCUAGUCAGCUAGCUAGCUGUUGAUGCAAGCAUGCCGGUUAGUUAGCUAACUAGUGGUUAGCUGGCUAGUCACCUAGCUAGCUAAUUGGCUAGAAUGUUGUAACCUUUUGGCAUUUUCUACAUUUGUCGGCUAGUCAUCAUAGUUGAAGGGAUGUACUAAACAGAAACACCGAUGAUGUGUUGGGUUUUAUGUAUGGAACUAGCUAGAACUUGGAAGUUGUCUACCCAAAAAGAUGGCUAGCUAAUUGCUCAGUAUAGUAUACAAGAUACCAGAUUAUCCACGUGUUAUAAUAUUAUUUUUGGUAAUUCUGAGAUGUAUUAUAAAAUUAUAGCUAGUAGUGUAAUAUUUCUACCGCUAUUUCAAGAUCUACCGUCAGUGAUCUCUACUCUAGCUAGCUAGUUUGCAAAUCUCGAAACCAAAACACCUGAUUUGAUUGGCACCGCCCUGGGCCUCUCGGGAAGCUCAUAAUUACUGCAAUAUAAGACGACGACCAAUUACUGUCUCCAUUGGGAGGGGCUACUGUACUUAACUACAUAUUAGAAAAAUGGCGUGAGUCGAGGGUACACAUAAUAUGAUGCCUUUAAAUGUAUUUAUUUACCAAUGUAUUUAUUUACAAACAACUUAUUUAUUUGAAGUUGUUGGUACAGUGGUAACUGCUGAUUCCACACACACACACACACACACACACACACACACACACACACACAGAGCGAUAAGUCCCUGCAUUCCUGCAGUCCUUUUAUAAAGCUCCUUUUCAGUUGGAACUCGAGCCUCAAAUCUCAUUGUCUUGUUAAUCCUUAUUUAAAAGGUUAAAAAACAGAACAGUAUUUUCCGUGUUUAACCCUUUCUUGUUUCAGUGGCAGUGCACUAAUCUGCCACACUAUGUGUACAUUGUGUUAUUGUGUUGAGGCCUUAGUUAGUUGAAUGCACUGACUAAGUCGCUCAGAAUAAGAUGUAAAUGUGCCUCCCUCUCUCUGUAUUUCAGGCUUCCCUCCCUUCCCCAUCCCCACCCAGCCCUCAGUGCUCCUGGGGGAGGACCCUCCUCCUUACUCCCCCCUCACCUCCCCAGACAGUGGCAGCGCGCCAGUCAUCAGCUGUAGAGUGUGUCAGAGCCUCAUCAGCGUGGAGGGGAAGCUCCACCAGCAUGUGGUCAAGUGUGGGGUCUGCAACGAGGCUACGGUGGGUCACCUGUUUAGUGUUUACUUCCUGCAUGUUCAUUUAGGUCGUGUCUCUAAUGUUUACUGUAUAGUGCACUACUUUUGAACAGAGCCCUAUGCAUACCUUACAUCUACCUGCGUGUUAAUUUAGGUUGCGUUGCAAAAUGGUACCCUAUUCAUUUACAUUUGAGUCAUUUAGCAGACGCUCUUAUCCAGAGCGACUUACAGUUAGUGAGUGCAUACAUUUUUCAUACUAUUCCCUAUAUAGUGCACUACUUUUGAGCAGGGACCCUUUUUGAUCUUGUCAAAAGUAGUGCACUAUAUAGGGAAUAGGGUGCCAUUUGGGACAAAAUCUUAUACAACUGGUUGGUGUCACAUUUAUAGACAUUCGUCAUACAAGGUUGCAUACAGUGGUAGCUCAUGAGGCCACAGUAAACGCCAUAACAUACAACACAUUGAUUAAAAAAAAAAUAAUUACAUUGAUUUUUCAUCCCAUAUAAAAGUGGGCAACCUAGCCUGGUCUAAGAUCUGUUUGUGCUCUGGUCUGGUCUACUCCAUUGCUGUCAUUGUCAAGAAAAACACGACUGACACUCUAUGUGCAACCCCCUCUCUCACUUUUCUUGGAUCUGAUAAUGACUUCUUGUUCAUCUUGUUUGGCUUGUUCCCCCUCUGUGUCCUCGUCCUCCCUCUCCUCUUCCUCCCUUCUUCCUCCCUCUCCCUCUUCCUCCCUCUCCUCUUCCUCCCUCUCCUCUUCCUCCCUCUCCCUCUCCUCUUCCUCCCUCUCCUCUUCCUCCCUCUCCUCUUCCUCCCUCUCCCUCUCUUCAUUCUCCCUCUCCCUCUCUUCUUCCUCAUCCUCCCUCUCUUCUUCCUCAUCCUCCCUCUCUUCUUCCUCCCUUUCCCUCUCCUCUUCCUCCCUCUCCCUCUCCUCUUCCUCCCUCUCCCUCUCCUCUUCCUCCCUCUCCCCUCUCCUCUUCCUCCCUCCCCCUCUCCUCUUCCCCCUCCCCCUCUCCUCUUCCUCCCUCUCCCUCUCCUCUUUCUCCCUCUCCCUCUCCUCUUCCUAUUCCUCCUCUUGUGUCUCUCUGUAUCCCACUGUAGCCCAUCAAGAAUGCACCAGCAGGGAAGAAGUAUGUCCGCUGCCCCUGUAACUGUCUGCUCAUCUGCAAAGUCACCUCUCAGAGGAUUGCCUGUCCCCGCCCCUACUGGUAAGAGGGAGGGGGAGUGGAAAUAUAUUUCUCCCAUGGGCACAGAAACUAAAAAGGGGUGACAACAUUAAUUAACAAUCAUUUCGAUCCGAAUGUGCAAACUGUUCAAACAGAUCCGCAAAUAAGGUGGAUCCUUUUAAAUAUGCUAUUGGACCAUAAACAGAUUUGGCUCAUUAAUCUAUAUUGUCCAAAUAAUGGUGAUCCACGCUUCUUUUAAAAUAUAUAUAAUAAUUUAUCGAGCUUACAAGCAAUACAUGACUCAAGUAUUAUGGUGGGAGAUUAUAAUACGGUUUGAAGUACCUCAAUGGACCGUAAAGGAAAUCACACUACAAAUGAUGCACUUCAGGAAAUAACAAAUAUUGUGGACAUAUUGGAACUAGUGCGUAUGUGGAGGCUUAAAUAUCCUGACCUAGUGAGAUAUAUACAUGGCGGAGACUCAAUCAAGCUAGUCGUCUUGACUACUUUCUUAUGGCAUUCUCGCUGGCACCAAAUGUUUAAAUAGUAUUGAUAGUGGACAGAAUGCAGUCAGAUCAUCAAAUAAUUGAUAUACAGUGCAUUCGGAAAGUAUUCAGUCCCCUUCAAUUUUUCCACAUUUUGUCAUUCUAAAAUGAUUUUUUUUUUAUCCUCAUCAAUCUACACAUAAUACCCCAUAAUGACAAAGCGAAAACAAGAUUUGAGAAAUUUUUUGCAAAUGCAAAAAACAGAUACCUUAUUUACAUAAGUAUUUAUACCCUUUGAUAUGAGACUCAAAAUUGAGCUCAGGUGCGUCCUGUUUCUAUUGGUCAUCCUUGAGAUGUUUCUGCAACUUGAUUGGAGUCCACCUGUGGUAAAUUCAAUUGAUUGGACAUGAUUUGGAAAGGCACACACCUGUCUAUAUAAGGUCCCACAGUUCACAGUGCAUAUUGGAGCAAAAACCAAGCCAUGAAGUCGAAGGAAUUGUACGUAGAGCUCAGAGACAGGGUUAUGUCGAGGCACAGAUCUGGGCAAGGGUAUCAAAAAUUGUCUGCAGCAUUGAAGGUCCUCAAGAACAUGGUGGCCUCAUCAUUCUUAAAUGGAAGAAGUUUGGAACCACCAAGACACUUCCUAAAGCUCGCCGCCCGGCCAAACGGAGCAAUCGGGGGAGAAGGGCCUUGGUCAAGGUAAGUGACCAAGAACCCGAUGGUCACUCUGACAGAACUCCAGAGUUCCUCUGUGGAGAUGGGAGAACCUUCCAGAAGGACAACCAUCUCUGCAGCACUCCACCAAUCAGGCCUUUAUGGUAGAGUGGCCAAACGGAAGCCACUCAUCAGUAAAAGGCACAUGACAGCCCGCUUGGAGUUUGCCAAAAGGCACCUAAAAGACUCUCAGACCAUGAGAAACAAGAUUCUCUGGUCUGAUGAAACCAAAAUUGAACUCUUUGGCCUGAAUGCCAAGCGUCACGUCUGGAGGAAACCUGGCACCAUCCUACGGUGAAGCAUGGUGGUGGCAGCAUCAUGCUGAUGGGAUGUUUUUCAGCGGCAGGGACUGGGAGACUAGUCAGGAUCAAGGGAAAGAUGAACAGAGCAAAGUACAGAGAGAUCCUUGAUGAAAACCUGCUCCAGAGUUCUUUUGGUACCCUUCCCCAGAUCUGUACCUCGACACAAUCCUGCCUCGGAGCUCUACGCACAAUUCUUUCGACCUUGUGGCUUGGUUUUUGCUCUGAUAUGCACUGUCAACUGUGGGACUUUAUAUAGACAGGUGUGUGCCUUUCCAAAUCAUGUCCAAUAAAUUGAAUUUACCAUAGGUGGACUCCAAUCAAGUUGUAGAAACAUCUCAAGGUUGAUCAAUGGACACAGGAUGCACCUGAUUUCAAUUUCGAGUCUCAUUGCAAAGGUCUGAAUACUUAUGUAAAUAAGGUGUUUCAGUUUUGUUUAUUAUAUAUUUGCAGAAAUUACUAAAAACCUGUUUUCGCUUUGUUAUUAAGGGGUUUGUGUCUAGAUUGAUUAGGAAAAAAACAAUGUAAUACUUUUUAGAAUAAGGCUGUAACGUAACAAAAUGUGGAAAUAGUCAAGGGGUCUGAAUACUUUCCGAAUGCACUUGUUUUUGGUCGCAGGUUCAGGAAUGGCAGACAAAUUGCAACAUUUACCUGGUGCUAACUCUGCAAAUAGCGCUGCGGAGUGAUUUGAAAAGUAAUAAUAAUAAUGCUUUUAGCAAAAAUGUUUAUCUUUUAAUUUACAAUCUGUAGAAACUAUGAGAAUAGAAAGGUUCAGAAUUUUUGUUAAAAAUCAUCACAGCACAGUUAAGAAAUAUAUGGCAAAUAGAAAUCAAAACUGUUUUUGCUUUGUCAUUAUGGGGUAUUGUGUGUAGAUUGAUGAGGGAAAAAAAGCAUUUAAUCCAUUUUAGAAUAAGGCUGUAACGUAACAAAAUGUGGAGAAAGGGAAGGGGUCUGAAUACUUUCCGAAUGCACUGUAUGUCCCAAAUGGAGCCCUAUUCCCUAUAAUAGUACACUACUUUUAACCAGAGACAAACAGUGAGGGAAAAAAGUAUUUGAUCCCCUGCUGAUUUUGUACGUUUGCCCACUGACAAAGAAAUGAUCAGUCUAUAAUUUUAAUGGUAGGUUUAUUUGAACAGUGAGAGACAGAAUAACAACACAAAAAUCCAGAAAAACGCAUGUCAAAAAUGUUAUAAAUUGAUUAGCAUUUUAAUGAGGGAAAUAAGUAUUUGACCCCUCUGCAAAACAUGACUUAGUACUUGGUGGCAAAACCCUUGUUGGCAAUCAGAGGUCAGACGUUUCUUGUAGUUGGCCACCAGGUUUGCACACAUCUCAGGAGGGAUUUUGUCCCACUCCUCUUUGCAGAUCUUCUCCAGGUCAUUAAGGUUUCGAGGCUGACGUUUGGCAACUCGAACCUUCAGCUCCCUCCACAUAUUUUCUAUGGUAUUAAGGUCUGGAGACUAGCUAGGCCACUCCAGGACCUUAAUGUGCUUCUUCUUGAGCCACUCCUUUGUUGCCUUGGCCGUAUGUUUUGGGUCAUUGUCAUGCUGGAAUACCCAUCCACGACCCAUUUUCAAUGCCCUGGCUGAGGGAAGGAGGUUCUCACCCAAGAUUUGACGGUACAUGGCCCCGUCCAUCGUCCCUUUUUGAUGCGGUGAAGUUGUCCUGUCCUCUUAGCAGAAAAAUACCCCCAAAGCAUAAUGUUUCCACCUCCAUGUUUGACAUUUACAUUUUAGUCAUUUAGCAGACGCUCUUAUCCAGAGCGACUUACAGUUAGUGAAUACAUAUAUAUUUUUUUUAUACUGGCCCCCCGUGGGAAUCGAACCCACAUCCCUGGCGUUGCAAACGCCAUGCUCUAUCAACUGAGCUACAUCCCUGCCGACGCUGGGCCAAUUGUGCGACGCCCAUGAGUCUCCCGGUCGCGGCCGGCUGCGACAGAGCCUGGAUUCGAACCAGGAUCUCUAGUGGCACAGUUAGCACUGCGAUGCAGUGCCUUAGACCACUGCGCCACUGCGCGACGGUGGGGAUGGUGUUCUUGGGGUCAUAGGCAGCAUUCCUCCUCCUCCAAACACGGCGAGUUGAGUUGAUGCCAAAGAGCUCGAUUUUGAUCUCAUCUGACCACAACACUUCUCCUCUGAAUCAUUCAGCUGUUCAUUGGCAAACUUCAGAUGGCCCUGUAUAUGUGCUUUCUUGAGCAGGGGGACCUUGCGGGCGCUGCAGGAUUUCAGUCCUUCACGGCGUAGUGUGUUACCAAUUAUUUUCUUGGUGACUAUUGUCCCAGCUGCCUUGAGAUCAUUGACAAGAUCAUCCCGUGUAGUUCUGGGCUGAUUCCUCACCGUUCUCAUGAUCAUUGCAACUCCACGAGGUGAGAUCUUGCAUGGAGCCCCAGGUCGAGGGAGAUUGACAGUUAUUUUGUGUUUCUUCCAUUUGCGAAUAAUCGCACCAACUGUUGUCACCUUCUCACCCAGCUGCUUGGCGAUGGUCUUGUAGCCCAUUUUAGCCUCGUGUAGGUCUACAAAUAUUGUCCCUGACAUCCUUGGAGACCUCUUUAGUCUUGGCCAUGGUGGAGAGUUUGGAAUCUGAUUGAUUGAUUGCUUCUGUGGACAGGUGUCUUUUAUACAGGUAACGAGCUGAGAUUAGGAGCACUCCUUAGAGUGUGCUCCUAAUCUCAGCUCGUUACCUGUAUAAAAGACACCUGGGAGCCAGAAAUCUUUCUGAUUGAGAGGGGGUCAAAUACUUAUUUCCCUCAUUAAAAUGCAAAUCAAUUUAUUACAUUUUUGACAUGUUUUUUCUGGUUUUUUUUGUUGUUAUUCUGUCUCUCACUGUUCAAAGAAACCUACCAUUUAAAAUUAUAGACUGAUAAUUUCUUUGUCAGUGGGCGAACGUACAAAAUCAGCAGGGGAUCAAAUACUUUUUUCCCUCACUGUAUGGGCCCUGGUCAACAGUAGUGUACUAUAUAGUGAAUAGGGUGCCAUUUGUGGUCCUCUGUAGCUCAGCUGGUAGAGCACGGCGCUUGUAACGCCAAGGUAGUGGGUUCGAUCCCCGGGACCACCCAUACACAAAAAUGUAUGCACGCAUGACUGUAAGUCGCUUUGGAUAAAAGCGUCUGCUAAAUGGCAUAUUAUUAUUAUUAUUAUUAUUAUUUCAGACGCAGACACUGUCAUAUAUAAAGAUUUUGUCCAGGUGGCAUGUUGUCUACUUGGUGAAUACAGUUGAUACAGCAUGUGAAACCCCUUAAAUCACACUUCAUUCACACUGAUACUAGUGCAUCAAGGACUGCGUUAGGCUAACCCAGGCCCCUACAUAAGUUAGUUGACUUGUAUGGAACUUGCGCUCAGUUGCAUUUAAACCUAGCUAGUAAUACCGACUUAGACUGAACAGUGAGUUCUGUGGUUGUCUAGUAUAUUGACUUGUAGACUGAACAGUGAGCUAUGUGGUUGUUUACAAGUCAAUAUAUUGGACAAACAACCACAUAGCUCACUGUUCAGUCUACAAGUCAAUAUACUGGACAGACUGUUAAGAUCAUUUCUAUCUCUAAUUCAACCUAAGCUUGAAUCAUUACCAGAGGUUGUAAGGCUCUGAUUUUAAUCAUAAAUGAUUCAAGGUCCACAACCAACAAUAAUGAUCUGUCUUUUUAUUCAUGGAGAGCUCUGGCGCCAAAACCCAUACACUCCUGUUUUAUACCCCUUGACACACAAAGGCACUUUGCUCCACCCACCUUUAGGAGGCUUUCUUAAACAGUUUCCACCUUUCUCCUUCACCCUGGAAUGUUUAGUCUCGCCCCCCUCUGUUAGUGGGUUGAUACUACAUUCUAAAUAUAACACAGUUUACACAUUUAUACUGUAUUUGGGGUGAAAUCCUUUAGUCAUUAUUCUUAAAAUACAAAUUAAUCUAACAUAGACUGAACAGUGAGUUCUGUGGUUGUUUGUCUAGUAUAUUGACUUGUAGACUGAACAGUGAGUUCUGUGGUUGUUUGUCCAGUAUAUUGACUUGUAGACUGAACAGUGAGCUAUAUGGUUGUCUAGUAUAUUGACUUGUAGACUGAACAGUGAGUUCUGUGGUUGUCUAGUAUAUUGGCUUGUAGACUGAACAGUGAGCUAUAUGGUUGUCCAGUAUAUUGGCUUGUAGACUGAACAGUGAGCUAUGUGGUUGUUUGUCCAGUAUAUUGACUUGUAGACUGAACAGUGAGUUCUGUGUUUGUCCAGUAUAUUGACUUGUAGACUGAACAGUGAGUUAUAUUGUUGUUUGUCCAGUAUAUUGACUUGUAGACUGAACAGUGAGUUCUGUGGUUGUUUGUCCAGUAUAUGAUUGUAACUAAACAGUGAGUUAUGUGGUUGUCUAGUAUAUUGACUUGUAGACUGAACAGUGAGUUCUGUGUGUUGUCAGUAUAUUGACUUGUGCACUGAACAUUGAGUUCUGUGGUUGUCUAGUAUAUUGACUUGUAGACUGAACAGUGAGCUAUGUGGUUGUUUUUCCAGUAUAUUGACUUGUAGACUGAACAGUGAGUAUCUGUGGUUGUUUGUCAGUAUAUUGACUUGUAAGAACGUGAGCAGUGGUUGUCAGUAUAUGGCUGUGACUGACUCUAAUGGUGUAUAUAUUGGCUUGUAGACUGACCAGUCAGUUCUGUGGUUGUCUAGUAUAUUGGCUUGUAGACUGACCAGUCAGUUCUGUGGUUGUCUAGUAUAUUGGCUUGUAGACUGACCAGUCAGUUCUGUGGUUGUCUAGUAUAUUGGCUUGUAGACUGAACAGUGAGUUCUGUGGUUUUCUAGUAUAUUGGCUUGUAGACUGACCAGUCAGUUCUGUGGUUGUCUAGUAUAUUGGCUUGUAGACUGAACAGUGAGUUCUGUGGUUGUCCAGUAUAUUGGCUUGUAGACUGACCAGUGAGUUCUGUGGUUGUCCAGUAUAUUGGCUUGUAGACUGACCAGUGAGUUCUGUGGUUGUGCUCCCCAGUAAGAGGAUAAUAAACCUGGGUCCAGUCCAUCCUGGUCCAGCCAGCCCUGAACCCCAGCCAGCCGGAGCUCGGGUCUCCUGUGGACACUGCAACAACACUUUCCUGGUACGACCCUUCACCUCUCUCAAAGCCAGUAUAUAGGCUCUAUCUCAAUGAGUCAUUCCAUGAUUCCUCACAUCCUCUCUCCUCGCCUUCUCCUCAACUGUAUUGAAGGAGAAGGUUCCUCCCUCUUUGACCUUCUUGUCCAAUGUGUUUUCAGAAGGAAAAGGAAUUGAGUGAGGAAAAGGAAUCAAGGAAAGAUUAUUUGAUAAUGAGCCACAGUGUACACCAAAGCAGUUAUGAAGGCCAGGAAGUCUUGAAUAUUGCUAACAUGGAUAAUACUCUACUGAACUAAUUUUUUAUAUUUAUAUGAUGAGUGUCUUGUAAUGUGUUUCAGUGGACAGAGUUUACUGACCGGACACUCGCCAGGUGCCCCCACUGCAGGAAAGUGUGAGUCCCUUCUGUCUGUCCAUAGGCUACUCAGUCAAUACAGCCGAGUCCAUCAAAGUGGUUAUACAAUAAUUAUGCUCAAGAUGAAGUCCUUCAGUGGUGGCUGGUGGCACAUUAAAUCGGAGGACAGACUCAUAGUAAUGGUUGGAACGGCAUUAAUGGAACUUGUCAAACGCAUGCUUUCCAUGUGUUUGAUUCCAUUCCAGCUAUUAUUAUGAGCCGUCCUUUCCACACCAGCCUCCACUGAUGUCCUUCAUCCUAUAUUUUUCUUAAAUAUGUAUUCAUCCCCUUGUGAGCUGUAGGCAGUUGUCAGCAGUGGGUCAGAUUCCCAUACCAUAAGCCUGUAGCAUUAGUCUUCAGGAUAAGCUCUUUACGGCCUUGUUGUGCGCAACAUCUCAAAUCUUACACAACCUUGUUAGUGUGACUUGCUUCAUCAACUCAUUAUUUAAACCUAUGAAGUUCUUGACAUUACCAUAAAAAAUACUUUUGGACAGCUGAAGCAAGUUAUAUUUCAUGCUAAAAUAUAUAUAUUUUUAAACCGUUUCUCCUUCUCUUUUGCCACGCCCCUUCAACAUGCAGCUCCUCUAUUGGUCAGAGGUACCCUCAAAGGCGGAGCUUGUGGUGUUUUCUACUAUGCUUGCUUUUCAGCAUCUCCACUGCUGGGCUGGUGGUGAGUACCCACUCCAUGCUGUCCACUCCAUGCUGUCCACUCCAUGCUGUCCACUCCAUGCUGUCCACUCCAUGCUGUCCACUCCAUGCUGUCCACUCCAUGCUGUCCACUCCAUGCUGUCCACUCCAUGCUGUCCACUCCAUGCUGUCCACUCCAUGCUGUCCACUCCAUACUGUCCACUCCAUGCUGUCCACUCCAUGCUGUCCACUCCAUGCUGUCCACUCCAUACUGUCCACUCCAUACUGUCCACUCCAUGCUGUCCACUCCAUGCUGUCCACUCCAUACUGUCCACUCCAUGCUGUCCACUCCAUGCUGUCCACUCCAUGCUGUCCACUCCAUGCUGUCCACUCCAUACUGUCCACUCCAUGCUGUCCACUCCAUGCUGUCCACUCCAUACUGUCCACUCCAUACUGUCCACUCCAUACUGUCCACUCCAUGCUGUCCACUCCAUACUGUCCACUCCAUACUGUCCACUCCAUACUGUCCACUCCAUGCUGUCCACCAGGUGAUGACCUCACAAUAAAAACACAUCCCUUAAGAACACAUUGUUUAAAAAAAGCAUAAUAUUGUCAUGUUUCACAACCACGCCCUCUGCCACGCUUAAUCACCUAAGCCCUUUUUUUAGCUAAGGAAAAAAAAAUGUCUCUUGCAUCUACUGCUCUCUGUGUUCUCUCUCCCUCUGUUCUGUGCCGUAGGCGGGUACUGUGCACUCUACAUGUGCACACUGUCAGAGUCCUAUCACAAACACACCACCCUUAGCCUUGUAAAAUGCUGCAUCUCUAAGUCUUCUUCCUCUCUGUGUUUUGUAGGCUGGUACGUGGGUGAAGGCCCAGGCCUACGGGGGUAUCUAUGCCUCCUGGGUCAUGCUGAUCCUGCUGGUACUCCUGACCCUGGGCCGGGCUCUAUACUGGGCCUGCAUGCCUGUUAGUGAGCCCCUACAGAACUUCACAUAGACACACACACACACACACACACACACACACACACACACACACACACAGGCGUAAGAUGAAGUUGCCCCUAGAUGCUGAUCUUGGGUCAGUUUUAUAUUUCCCCACUAAUGGUUAAGGUCAGGAUUGGGGGAAGGGAAGCUGAUCCCAGAUCUGUAGUUAAGGUUAGGAUUGGGGGGAGGGGAAGCUGAUCCUAGAUCUGUAGUUAAGGUUAGGAUUGGGGGGAGGGGAAGCUGAUCCUAGAUCUGUAGUUAAGGUUAGGAUUGGGGGAAGGGGAAGCUGAUCCCAGAUCUGUAGUUAAGGUUAGGAUUGUGGGAAGGGAAGCUGAUCCCAGAUCUGUAGUUAAGGUUAGGAUUGUGGGAAGGGGAGCUGAUCCUAGAUCUGUACCUAUGGGAAACAUCACCCUUAAGUAGGGCUGGGCGAUAUAUCAAAUUAAUUAGAUUGAUUCAAAUUGAUGUUUUUUGCGCGACAUUCCAAAUGCCCGUAUCGCAAGAAUCGAGUUAUUUUUAUUAUUAUUUUUAUAUCGCUUUUAUGAGGCGUUUAUGUCCGCUUGUUCUCAUGUUGUCUUUUGUUGUCUCUGUAAUAGAGGAGAAGUUAACCUUUCUAUCAAUACCCUUUUUUAUGUCUCAACUACUCAAAUUGACACUACUAAAACAGGAGUAUCAUUCUGGAAAAUACAUGCUCGGUGUUGCGCGCAGCAUUACUGUUAUACUAGCUGUCUAGUCUGUCUUUUAUAAAUGUGCAAUAAGCAAAAAAACACAAUUUAUAUAAGUAAUUGGCAACUAGUUCUCAUUCUGAGAAAUAUGGUAGGUCACUUGAUUUCAACAUCUGAAGAAAGUGGACAGGCUAGCAUUCUGUUCAAACAGUUGGAGAUGGACAGAAGGGUGUGUUCAUAACAAUUCAACUGUUCUGCCUUGCUAUCUAGCAAAUAGAUCCAUGUUGGCUAAACUUGAAACAUAAAGAUUAGUUGGCUACUCACUAGCACGUGGGCUUGUGCUUGAGAGAUUAUUUAUGAGACCUGUGUUCAUUUUCUAUAAUGCCUGCUACAAGAAGUUGUUCAUUAUUAGUGAAUGUGCAUUACACAUGGUUCUGGUUCCAUUUAUAAAAGAUAAAGGGCAUUUGAAAAUCACUUGAAAAUCAGAUCAGUGAUUAUUGCAAAAAAGCAGGUUAAACUAUUUUGAAAAAAUAAUUAAAUUGUUAGUGGGUCUUUAUGGUUGUGGACGGCUCAUAUUUAGCCUGGGUUUAAUUUCACAAGCCCUGCAUUUACUAGAUUAUUGCUGACUGUUUGAAAUGCGGAGUAUUUGACCUAUUAAUUGUACAACAAAGCUUAUUUAGAGAAAACAUUACAAAAAAAAAUGUAGAUCUAUAUUGUGAAUCGUCCAUAAGCUAUGAUUUUUAAGCCGUAUCGCCCAGCCCUACCCUGGAGACUUUUAUUUAUUAAACGAAAGAUCAAAACAAGACAUUCCCCUCCUCCUUCGCUUUAGUCUGUUGUUCAUUGUGUUUCCAAACUGGAUGAUGAAGAAUAUUUACUGAAGGAGCAGUAGCUUGACUGCUACAUUUACUAAUAAUAAUAAUAAUAAUAAUAAUAUGCCAUUUAACAGACGCUUUUAUCCAAAGCGACUUAGUCAUGUGUGCAUACAAUUUUUACGUAUGGGUGGGCCCGGGGAUCGAACCCACUACCCUGGCGUUACAAGCACCAUGCUCUACCAAUUGAGCUACAGAGGACCACCUUAUAAAUUGAUGAGUAGUUCACUUUAACAUGUUCAACUACUUUCCCUUCCCCUGUUUUAAUCGUUGCUUAGGCCAGUCUAUUGCAGGUGUUGGUGGCCACACCAGAACCACAUAUAAUGGCAUGGCAGAUUGGAACACCGUCUUAAAUGAUGACAUAGCCCUCGGAUAAGACAGCGCCUCCGCAAACCCUGAUUUUAUGUUCUGUUUUUGGGCAUUUGACAUGAGAUUUAAUUAUUAGUUUUUUUGGAAAACCCUUGAAGCGUUGUUGAAAGGCAAAGUCAGCUAAAUUGAGGCCAGUGUAAGGUGCAUACCACCUAAAUUACCCUCCUUUUCCCAGACAUGGAGCUGGGUUUGAAGGGAGGUUAGGGCUGCGUCCCAAAUGGCACCCUAUUCCCUAUAUAGUGCACUACUUUUGACCAGGGCUCAGUAUGGUCGAAGGUCAGAAGUAGUGUACUAUAUAGGGAAUGAGGGUGCUUAUUGGGCCACUUGCUAGGGCAUCGUCAGAGUGAGGUCUGGCAGUAUGUUGGAGUCGAUAUUUAUGCUGCAUAAACUGUCUGUGGGAGUGUUCGUCUUUGAUCCAAAGCAGUUUAGAAGCCUUAAAGAAGUUGGAGAGAAAGAUUCAACAGCCUCAUUUAAAUUUGACUGGACACACACACAAACACACACACACACACACACACACGUAUACGUACGUACACACUCUCAUCCCCCACACAUACAUACCAAAAGAUGGGUAUUGUGAGAGUCUCUGUAGUGGUAGGCGUAGGCAGCCAGCGUGAAAAGCAUCUCUCCUCAAGGACUUCUGUUCAUACAAGAGUUUGUUACACGUCAUCUCCUAGUCAUCUAAUUAUUGUGCUCUAGGUUAAUAUUAUAUUCUUAUCCAUCUAAUAGCUUAGAAGUGAGGUCAACAUGAGCUGUCAGUAGAACUCCUAGAGAUGUACUAGAGCGCUUCAAGGCGGUGAAAGCCCUCGAUGGCGCUGCCCAUGUUAUAUAAAAACGGGCUUUGGGCCAAGUGUGCCCCUCUAUCCAACUCUACAGUCUUACUACACUACAUGUACCAUCAUCUAAACGCAGUCCUUGGUGACGGAGGCAGGCUGUGGUUGUUGUAGGCCUCUUUCUCCUUUUAGUAGUGCUCUAAAUGGGGAGUAGGGUGCCGUUUGGGGUUUCAGUCAGGGUAAGAGGGAAACUGUUGGUGAAGAUAAUUCAUACAGACUACCUGCAUAUUCAAACACACUUCAUCUAACCAUAUAACCUGUCUGUGGUUCGGAAUGUGGGUCAUAGUAAAUUUUUUUUUACAGCUACGUUAAUUUCUGUUUUAAUUGUACAUAUAUUUGUUGUUGUUUUAUGUAAGAGUAAUUAUUACUAAACAGAUAUUGCACUUGUGUGCAUAACACUACAUGAUUGAUUCUUUGAUCACUUUUAUUUGUUGUUUUGUUAAUUAAUAGGGUUAUUUUUGCAACCCUUGUUAUUUAUUUUAACGGGAAUCUGCAAAGUUGUUAGUUAUUUGAUUACCUACUAACACAUUAAGCCUCUGGACACGGGAAUAUGUGUCCAAUUCUUAACCUAACACACUAACACACACACACAUUCAUCAUUUACAUAUAGACAAUCAAACAUUUGAACCACAAAUGGCAUCACUUAAACACACACACACACACACACACACACACACACACACACAGAGAGUGACAAAUGGAUGGAUACACACACAGCUCUUUGAGAUGGUUUACCCUGCUUGACAGAACUGUGACAGUAGCAGUGAUAGUUAUUUUAAAAUAUCAUGUUAUUUAUUAUAAUGAUCAUGUUUUAAUCAUGAUAUUAUGUACAAUAUUGAUCAUGUUAAUGACGCCAAUAAUCAACAACCUGGCUGAUGAUGCUCUUAUCAGAGUUUGUUUACACACAAUAAAGACAUGAUGUAUGAAAAUAUCAGAAUGCUUUUUAGGCUCUUUUUUUUAAUCAAAUGUUUUUAUUGCUUUUAAGACCAUUUACUACAACAUAAUAAAUCACAAUACCAGACGAUACACUAAUGAAACCCAAACAAGACCAAACAGUGUUAUUACAGAUUCUCAGACACAUUCACAGGCUGUUAUAAUGGAAUUAGUGUAAGUUACAUUCUAUUCAAAUGAAAAGUUGAAGAGGGUCCAUUAUGUUUUGCGAUGUGCACCAGUGAUCAAAAGGUGUCAAAACAUUUUUAUGCACACCUAACCUGGCUCCAUUUGGGCUCUUGAGUUUCAUGCGGGUUUCAUUAUUUCGUCGACAUGAGAUGGAAGGAUUAGUAUUUCGUCGACAUGAGAUGGAAGGAUUAGUAAUGUUGAGAAACCAUUAAAAAUAUAUAUAAAUAAACUGCUCCCUGGAGAGAAGGUGGCCUUCCCCAAUGGCACCCUAUUCCCUAUGUAGUGCACUACUUUUGACCAGGGCCUUAUGGGGUCUGCACUAUACAGGGAAUAGGGUGCCAUUUGGGACGUGACCAAGGAAAGCGGGAGGAGAAGUCCUCAAACCUUCUGGCUUUAAGUGACUUUAGCUCAGAGGGCAUUAUCUUUAGCUCAGGGGGCAUUAUCUUUAGCUCAGAGGGCAUUAUCUUUAGCUCAGGGGGCAUUAUCUUUAGCUCAGGGGGCAUUAUCUUUAGCUCAGAGUGCAUUAUCUUUAGCUCAGCGGGCAUUAUCUUUAGCUCAGAUGGCAUUAUCUUUAGCUCAGAUGGCAUUAUCUUUAGCUCAGAGGGCAUUAUCUUUAGCUCAGAUGGCAUUAUCUUUAGCUCAGAGGGCAUUAGCUUUAGCUCAGAGGGCAUUAUCUUUAGCUCAGAGGGCAUUAUCUUUAGCUCAGAGGGCAUUAUCUUUAGCUUGCUAGCCCUUCUGCAAGAGAGAGUAGGCCGGUAAUCUAGGUCCUGUUAAACACACAAAAACUCUCUCUCACUCACACACAUACACACACUCUCUCACUCACACACACACUCUCACUUGCACUUUGCCUCCCUUACACACAUGAGAAUUGAUAGUCCCACUAAACUCAUAGUCAGGACUGAAUACUGGGCCCUGAAAAAACACACUCAAAUCUUCAUCCCUUACAGGAUUUGACCCUAAGACCCGCAGCAUGACCCCAUCCCACACCAUCAUAUAUAACCCCCCCCAUCCCACACCAUCAUAUAUAACCCCCCAUCCCACACCAUCAUAUAUGACCCCCCAUCCCACACCAAUCAUAUAUGACCCCCCAUCCCACACCAUCAUAUAUGACCCCCCCAUCCCACACCAUCAUACAUGAUCCCAUCCCACACCAUCAUAUAUGACCCCCCCCAUCCCACACCAUCAUAUAUGACCCCCCAUCCCACACCAUCAUAUAUGACCCCCCAUCCCACACCAUCAUAUAUGACCCCCCCAUCCCACACCAUCAUACAUGAUCCCAUCCCACACCAUCAUAUAUGACCCCCCCAUCCCACACCAUCAUAUAUGACCCCCCCCCAUCCACAUCAUCAUAUAUGACCCCCAUCCCACACCAUCAUAUAUGACCCCCCCCAUCCCACACCAUCAUAUAUGACCCCCCCAUCCCACACCAUCCAUAUAUGACCCCCCAUCCCACACCAUCAUAUAUGACCCCCCCAUCCCACACCAUCAUAUAUGACCCCCCCAUCCCACACCAUCAUCAUAUGACCCCCAUCCCACACCAUCAUAUAUGACCCCCCCAUCCCACACCAUCAUAUAUGACCCCCCAUCCCACACCAUCAUAUAUGACCCCCCCCAUCCCACACCAUCAUAUAUGACCCCCCAUCCCACACCAUCAUAUAUGACCCCCAUCCCACAUCAUCAUAUAUGACCCCCCAUCCCACACCAUCAUAUAUGACCCCCCAUCCCACACCAUCAUAUAUGACCACCCCAUCCCACACCAUCAUAUAUGACCACCCCAUCCCACACCAUCAUAUAUGACCCCCCAUCCCACACCAUCAUAUAUGACCCCCCCAUCCCACACUGAAGUCGGAUAUUUCUGAAUAUCCGACUUCAGUGUGAUGAUGAGGAUGUUGAUGAUGAUGAGGAUAUUUUACAGAUGCAGUGUAACUGUACUUCCUCCAUAGGAUCCUCUCAUUACCAUAUUGGAGCAAAAGUAAGUAUUUGCUCUCAUAUGUAGCUGUCUGUGUCUAUGUAUUUGUCUUUGUGUCAGUGUUUACUUUGGCUUUGUCUCAAUUCAUCUUUCCUCGAUUCCUCGCAUUCUUCACAAAGUACAUUGGAGCAGAAGAUCUGAGGUUCCUCCUCUCAGAUAUUCUCCUUUUGUGAAGGAGGCGAGUAGGAAGCUGCAAGCAAUCAAGUCAAUACAAUUGAGAUUCACCCUGUGUCUGUAUGUUUACUUUGACUGUACAAGCCGGCUUGGGGGAGGCUGUGGGAAAAGAGGAACCCCACAUGAACUAGGAAAAGCUGAACAGAGCACGGAGGUGAGGUGACAUACUCACUAUACCCACAUGGAGAAAGGCUCAAUACUACUGUUGUUCCCAUAGAUACACAUGCUCAGGUACAGUCUCAAUACUACUGUUGUUCCCAUAGAUACACAUGCUCAGGUACAGUCUCAAUACUACUGUUGUUCCCAUAGAUACACACACUCCGGUACAGUCUCAAUACUACUGUUGUUCCCAUAGAUACACACACUCCGGUACAGUCUCAAUACUACUGUUGUUCUCAUAGAUACACAUACUCAGGUACAGUCUCAAUACUACUGCUGUUCCCAUAGAUACACACACUCAGGUACAGUCUCAAUACUAACUGUUGUUCCCAUAGAUUACACACCACUCCGGUACAGUCUCAAUACUAUUGGUUUGUUCUCACUAGAUACCAACAUGCUCAGGUACAGUCCUCAAUACUAACUGUUGUUCCCAUAGAUACACAUGCCCAGGUACAGUCUCAAUACUACUGCUGUUCCCAUAGAUACCACACUCAGGUAGCAGUCUCAAUACUACUGUUGUUCCCAUAGAUACACACACUCCGGUACAGUCCUCAAUAACUAUUGUUGUUCUCAUAGAUAUACACAUGCGCAGGUACAGUCCUCAAUACGACUGUUGUUCCCAUAGAUUAACACAUGCGCAGGUACAGUCGUCAAUACUACUGGUGUUCCCAUAGAUACACAUGCUCAGGUACAGUCUCAAUACUACUGUUGUUCCAAUAGAUUACACAUGCUCAGGUACAGUCUCAAUACAUACUGUUGGUUCUCAUAGAUUACACAUUCUCAAGGUACAGUCUCAAUACUACUGUUGUUCCCAUAUAUACACAACACUCCGGUACAGUCUCAAUACUACUGUUGUCGCAUUAGAUACACAUGCUCAGGUACAGUCCUCAAUACUACUGUUGUUCCCCCACGCUCAGGUACAGUCUCAAUACUACUGUUGUUCCCAUAGAUACACACACUCCGGUACAGUCUCAAUACUACUGUUGUUCCCAUAGAUACACACACUCAGGUACAGUCUCAAUACUACUGUUGUUCCCAUAGAUACACACACUCUGGUACAGUCUCAAUACUACUGUUGUUCCCAUAGAUACACACACUCCGGUACAGUCUCAAUACUACUGUUAAACCUUAAUGCCAACAGGUACUACUACAAUAAGAGAGUCCUCCAUAAGACCAAAGGGAAGACCCUCUGAAGACCCUUUCACACUGGCUGAAUCAACGUUGUUUCCGAAUUAUUUCAAUGAAAUUACGGUGAUACAAUGUGGAAUAGAUGUUGAAUUGACGUCUGUGCCCAGUGGGGAGAUUCACCUACAAGUCUAACUUCAGUAAACUGAUCCUGGUCAACUACCAAGGGUACCCACCUUGUCACCAGGUCCCCUGUUUAUCUCAAGGUGUACAUCCCAAAUGGCACCCUAUUCCUACUAUCUCACUCAUCUCAUAUAAGGAUGUAGGGCUUUGAAAUGCACCUCUUACUUUCUGACUCCCACCUGGUCCAGAGUGCCCCUCUCCCGUUCUCCCUCCUCCACCCUGAGGGAGGGGUACCACUGUGUGGAGGAGGGGGAGGGCCCAUGGAGGCCAGA
Coregonus sp. 'balchen' is the source of this 18876-nucleotide messenger RNA. The record is from the annotation of a GenBank genome assembly. Lineage: Eukaryota; Metazoa; Chordata; Actinopteri; Salmoniformes; Salmonidae.